Messenger RNA from Glycine soja, 1572 nucleotides. RefSeq lists its product as uncharacterized. NCBI's taxonomy places the organism in Eukaryota, Viridiplantae, Streptophyta, Magnoliopsida, Fabales, Fabaceae. Bases 1 to 1572 code for a protein of 523 amino acids. The record is from RefSeq and is a predicted model, not a curated record. The transcript is spliced from 8 exons.
AUGGACAAAGAUCAAUGGGCAUAUUACAGUGCGAUGUUCGAAGAAGUUUAUAUGAAUUUUCAAGAUGAAGAUUGUGGUGUGAAUGAAGCACAUGUUGAUUGUUCAGAUGCUUUUAAUGCUUCUCAGGUCUUUGCAACCCCAGAAGAUGUUUUGAAGUGGGCUCGAACGGUUGCCCAUGAAAACGGUUUUGUUGCAGUAAUUAUGAGGAUGACUUUCUCUGCUGGGUUUGCAUAUCUGGAGGGUGAGCGCGUGAACAAUCUUGUAUGGGCAUUGGAACGGUUUCACAUAGACAAGAAUGUGAAGGCAAAGUGCAAAUCGCUAAUUGGUCAGAAGAAUGUCUGGGACUACGUAAUGGAUAGAUGGGGUAACCUGCACACUGAAAUUAGAGCAUCAUUCGAAACAAGUACGCAUGUCGUUGGUCAUGUUUUAAAGAAAACCUUAUACAAGAGGCUUCUGGGAAUGGUGUCAAGGUACGCUUUAAAUGAAAUUUCGGUUGAGUUUGAGCGCGUACGUAAUUUGAAAGACAAUCUGUCUUCUUGUGGGUGUGUCUUGAGAACCACGCUAGGUCUUCCUUGUGCAUGCGAGCUACAAAGGUAUGAUGGUGGCAGCAUCCCACUGGAUGCAGUCCAUAUGUACUGUAGGAGACUUAAUUUUUCAAACCAGGGGCUACGUGAGGCCGAAGUGAGCAUCAAGGAAGAGAUUGAUAGAAUACAUAAAAGAUUCGAGGAACUUGAUGUUUGCGGGAAAGUUACUUUCAAGAGUAAACUCCAAGAAUUCACGUUUCCCGAUGAGACCUCUAUGUGCCCUCCUCCAACAAAGGUUAAGACGAAAGGUGCCCUGAAAAAGGUAAUGAAAAGAAGCAAAAGAUCGAUAAAGCGUGAUCCAUCUUAUUGGGAGUAUGUUGAUGCUUAUCAUUCGGUUCAAAACAGCAACACCUCAGUCAGACCCAGUGCAUCAUCUUUUGAACCACCGAAGCCAGCAAGGAUGAUCCCCAUGUUGGAUCAAUUUCCGCCAUUUAUGCAUGGUUUCAUUGAGGAUGUUGUUGAUGUGAAAGCGGAUGGUAAUUGUGGAUAUCGGUCAGUUUCCGCUUUGUUAGGUAUGGGAGAAGAGUGUUGGGCCAUGAUGCGUAACGAAUUGAUUAAAGAACUUGGCAAAUGGUCACAAGACUACAUAAAGAUCUUUGGUGGCACGAAGAGAUAUGAACAGCUGAGGUUGUCCCUACACGUGGAUGGGUUAUCCAAGGUUAGUAUGGACAAAUGGAUGGAUAGAACGGAUAUGAGAUAUGUAAUUGCGUCAAGAUAUAAUGUAAUCCUUGUAUCGAUGUCACGACAACAGAGCUUCACAUUUUUUCCUCUCAGAAGUCGACCACCGGCCAAUUCUGCUGCGCACCGCAUGAUAUGCGUCGGUCAUGUGUUUGGCAGUCAUUUUGUUCAGGUUUAUCUGAAAGAUCGUUGUCCCUUACCGCCUAUGGCGUUGUUGUGGUCAAGCAAUGCGUAUCUGGAGGCAAAACAAUGGUCAACUGCAUAUGUAGGCCGAAAAGCAACUUUUUUUAUUUUUGGUGCCUUGGUUUAA